Aspergillus nidulans FGSC A4 is the source of this 2694-nucleotide messenger RNA. RefSeq lists its product as uncharacterized. The record is from RefSeq and is a predicted model, not a curated record. The coding region runs from base 1 to 2694 and encodes 897 amino acids. Lineage: Eukaryota; Fungi; Ascomycota; Eurotiomycetes; Eurotiales; Aspergillaceae. The transcript has a single exon.
AUGGCGUACAACGCUGUCGCGCAGGGCGAGCAUGAGUUGCCAUCGGAUUCUGACGACUCUAGGGGACCGUCGCCGCAGCCCCAUGCUCCGUUUGAGCAACUCCCUUUGGAUGCGGACCAUAUCGGGGCUGGGAAACAUCUGCAACGUGCAGAAACGGACCAAAACAACGGUUUUCGGAGCCUAGGCUCCUUGGUUCGAUCGCUGACAACGACCAGUUACGACAUGGUAGAGGAAGACGACUACGAGGUAGUAGCCGAUCACCCAAGUCCAACGGGGCCGGACUCCAAUAGUCGCAGUAGUCUACCCCCGACCGAUCACCACGCGGAGACUCUACAAACACCAACCACCGAACGCUCUGUUCCUCUCAAUCAUCCGACCCCUGGGCUUCAAUCCUUGCAAGGAGCCUACGUUCAUAAUGUUGAAAGGCUGGAAAAUGCUGCUGAACGCUUAAGUUUGAGCUCCGCAGAUAUUGGGAGCGAGAUUCGCAAGAUGGAAAAAAGACGGUCAAGCGCGGGCUCGGCCACUGCUUCUAACUAUGUUCCUCAGGACGCAAUCUCUCAUCGCGACUCUAUUCAGUCGGGGACUCGCCUGGCUCAAGUCUCAGAACAACCUGCGCUAGAAGAAUAUCCCGAGACUACAGCGACUCUACCUCUCGCUCAUGCUUACCUUCCUCCGCUUCCCGACGCCGUUCCUUUGUCCACCGUCGAUUUCAACCAGUACGCACACGACCCAUACAAUUCAGAGAUGAGAGCGGUCGAGAUGGAGCGACCGUCGUCGGCUGCAUCCGGUGACACAUACCAGCAGGCUAGAGUCCUGUUCAAUGACUUUGACGGUGUCCAUUACGUUCCGAUGGAUAAGGGGCUGGAUCCUGCACGACGGGUGUCGUUGACGAGGCCUCCACUCGCCAGCCGACCCCAGCCAUACAAACAGCCGCAGGAGGGCGAGAAUAUGGUGUACUAUCCUGCCCCUGUUCCUAUGACGAUCAAUCUGCCGCCGAAGCUUUCCCAGCGACCUGACCAAGCGCAGCGAGAAAAGCGCCGCACGCAGCUCCUGGAUGCGGUCUCGCCUGACAAAAGGAAAUCCGCGCCCUGGCUGGCGGAUCAGAACCAAACCACCAGCGAAGAUCGGAGACGGACGAGACCGCCAUCAGAAUUACCGCCUCACCUUCGUGCCAGUGUCUUCUUCGAACAGCCGAGCGCAUCGCUUGAUUUAGAUCCCGCGCAGACUUCAGCAGUUGCGACGCUGGACAGUAUACUUGAUGCCUCCACUACAGCCCCUGUCACUGCUUUUACAGACCAUCCAUUCGCCGGUCCAGUGGGUCCAGAGGUGUAUAGCAGCUCGAAACAUGGGAAGCUCUCAAAAGACAUGUCUGGGCAACGGAAAAAGCUGCGACCAAAAAGCGCCCUUAACCUGGGACAUCAACCCUCGGUACAGGAGCUCCGGUCCAGUUCUUUCGCGACGCACAGCUUACACCCUACCACGGAGGUAUCUGCCGCGGAAACGCUCGGUACAGCCCAUUUACGCGUAGGUGACAGUGAGUCCAGUUCUGAUAGUGAAGGUGAUUCGGAGGAAAACUCGGAGAGCAGCGAAGAAGGCAGCGAGGGUACCGACGAUGAAGAGUUCCAUUAUACCGGGCCGCCAGCUACGUUACUUGCAGAACUGGAACAAAGAAAGCAUGACCUCAAACAGAGGCGCCGAACGGCAGCUAAUGCUGGUGGCAUGCAUUCAACUCUUCUUCAGCUUGAGGCGGUAGCAGCUAAACAGAGCGAACAUCGGCGGCAGAAGCCUGUUGCCCUCGCUUGGGAACCUCCUGAUGCUCAUCCUAACGUUGAAGAUGAUGAUGAAGACGUUCCUCUUGGCAUGCUUUUCCCCGAAAAAGCGCAAGCUACUGACGAGGUACGGCCCCUGGGUCUCAUGGAGAAGAGGGAGAUGGAAGAGAGCGAGCCGCUUAGUAGGCGGCGCGCGCGAUUACGGGGCGAGCCACUACCUCCGCCUAUUGACCAACGUCCUAUGACUAUGUACUCGCAAGGGAAUCCCGCCGCGCUCACUCCGGAUCAUGCUGAUGACAGUGGAGAUGAAGGGGAAACCCUUGGUCAACGUGCUAGACGGCUAAAGGGCCAUGAGCGUAAUAUAUCCAAGGCCGAUACGGAUUUUACGACUGAGAUUUUAGCAGAGUUCGAUCAUCUGAAGGAAGAAGAAAACAAGGAUACUAAGGAUGAACCGUCCCAGGAAGAUGAAACCCUAGCACAGAGACGAGCUCGUCUUAAGAAAGAAGCUGCUGAGAAGCGAAAUUCAGGUCUCAAAAUUCCUCGUUACAGAAGGAGUAUGGCAGAUAUUCUCCAUGCGCCGCGCCCAUCCACUGCCCGUCAACAGUCCCUGAUGCAGGAAGCCCCUGGUCCUCAUGGCGCCAUUCAGCAGCGCUCUCUCGAUCAUCGGAUGUCCAUGCAGCAAUUACCAGUCAGUAAUGGGCCACCAAUGACUCCAGGAGGUUUUUCACAGUAUCAGGCACCAAGUUUGACCGGUCCCCAUGACCAUCCGAUGGUUCACCCUAAUACAUUCUACACGGACGCAAUCCUGGGCAACGGAAAUCUAAGUUACGCAACGCCACCGAACCUACGCCAAGCCACAAUGCGGCAGCCGAUUGAUCCUGGGCAGAGAGCCGUCAUUGACCGCUGGAGGCAGAGCAUUGUUUAG